Molecule: messenger RNA, 2308 nt
Organism: Anneissia japonica
Lineage: Eukaryota; Metazoa; Echinodermata; Crinoidea; Comatulida; Comatulidae
Product: zinc finger protein 135-like
Exons: 2
Coding region: 795-2051 (418 amino acids)
Source: RefSeq, a predicted model, not a curated record
CAUAUUCACACACACAGACACGGCUAGCCAGUAUGUACUUCUUAAAAUCAUUCAAUUUGUCACCAUUACCUCAUAAAGACACAAACUCUAACUUUAUCAACUUUGUUCACUGUAUCCAAAUUUUCAGUAUUUAGACCCUAAUCAAUAUUUCAAUUAAUUUUUUUGAACGGAAGUGAAAUGCUGUAAACAACUGAUGAUAAAUUCACACAAAAAGGAGAAGUUAUGUUCAUGAAAUCUGAAGUUUUACUAAAAACCCACUCGGACAAAUGUAUUAUGAACACUGGAGAAGAUUGAAUUGAAUGUUUUAUAUUUACAUUAAAGAUAACGCUUCAUCCAAACAAAAGCAGCUUUAAAAAUUUUCAAUAUAUUUUUUCAUCAAAGAUUUACCAGGUGAUCGUUCUUUAGUCAGCUUUCAUACAGCUAAUCAGACGACUGUGAUGUAAUAAAUGUUGUAGAGCACAUAGAGGGCUUUGAAAUUAUGCAAAGACCAACAUAUAUUGUUUUUCGUAUCCUAAAAAACCAGAUUACAUGACGAGCAUCGUCUUUGUUCCACCGAUCAAAAAGAGAAAGUUCAGCUCAAUGUCAACAUUUGUUAUUGCUAUAUUUAGUAUUUAUUUUUGGAAACAAUAAUUAAAAGGAGAAUGUACAUAAACAGGCAUUUUUUGAAAAGCCACCUGAGGAUACAUACCGUGGAAUGACUUUGUGAACAUUGUGGAACAAUUUAAUCACAGUAACAGUGCAAACAUUGUAGAGAACAAUUAAAUAGCAUUUUCAGUUUUAAACGACAUUUGAAAAUGGAUGCAUUAGAGAUGCAAAGACAAUAUGAAUGUGAGUAUUGUGGAGAUAAGUUUAAUGUUAGUUGCAACUUAAAAACACAUUUGAGGAUACAUGGUACUGGAGACAUGGCAUUCAUUGUUCCAUAUGAAUGUGUACAAUGUGGAAAAAUGUUUGUAAGCAGUAGUGAUUUGGAAGUGCAUAUGAGGGUGCAUUUAGGAGCCAGGCCGUACCAAUGUGAACAUUGUGGAAAGAGAUUCAAACAUCGUUAUCUGUUGAAAACACAUUUGAGGACACACACAGGAGAAACACCAUAUAAAUGUGAACAAUGUGGACAGAAAUUUAAAUACAACAAAAGUCUCAAGAAACAUAUCAAAAUACAUACUCUAGAAGAGUCAUCGUAUCUGUGUGAACAUUGCGGGCAAAAAUUUACCGAGAAAAGCCAUUUGAAUACACAUUUGAAAAUACACAAAGAAAAAACACUGUGUCGAUGUGAACAUUGUGGAAAACAAUUUAAUCAGAGUAGCGAUUUGAAGGUACAUUUGAGAGGACACACCCAAGAACGAGCAUAUCAGUGUGAACAGUGUGGGAAAUACUUUAAUCAGAGUAGUUAUUUGAAGGUUCAUCUGAGGAUACACACCCACGAGCGACCAUAUCAGUGCGAACAUUGUGGAAAACAAUUCUCUCAGAGUGGCAGUUUAAACAUGCAUUUGAGAAAACACACACAAGACAAACCGUAUCGGUGUGACCACUGCGGAAAACAAUUUAAUCGGAACGGCAGUUUGAAGGUACAUUUGAGAAAACACACGCAAGAACGACCGUAUCAGUGCGAACAGUGUGGAAAACGAUUUUCUCAUAACGCCACUUUUACAGUACAUAGGCGAAUACACACUCAAGAGACGCCUUACGAGUGUGACCAUUGUGGGAAGAAAUUUAGAGAAAAUGGACUUUUGAAGAAACAUUUGAGAACACAUACAGGAGAGAGACCAUAUGGAUGUAAAUUUUGUGGGAAAAAGUUUUCAACUAGUACCAGCUCUAUAAGACAUAUGAGGAUACAUACUGGCGAAAAACCAUAUGGAUGUGAACGUUGUGGAAAAAUGUUUGUUAGCAGUGGUACAUUGAAAAUCCAUCUGACGGUACAUUCAGAAGCGACGCCGUACCAAUGUGAACAUUGUGAAAAAGAAUACAAACGACUUGAUCAUUUGAAAAGGCACAUUAAGGGACACCAUAUUGAUGUGAACAAUGUGGCAAUAAAGUCAAGCAAAACUUCAAUUUAAAACAUACAUUUUAUAUUGUUCAACAAAGUUGUGGAAUGAUCUUCCACAUGACAACUAAUUUCAUGGACAAGACUAUUUUAUCUUUUAAAAACUCAAUUAUUUGUAUUGUUACAUUUAGGAAUGUUUUGUUACUUGCAUUGCUUUUCAGUAUUUGUUUAAUAUGCAACUGUACCACUUUGAAAAAGAGUAUAGAAGUACUGAAAGUGCAUGCAGUAAAAAGACAGAAUAAAUAAAUACAAAUUUGAUAAUUUUUAAAA